AAAAAAAAAGAAAAACUUAAAAUAUCCUUUUGAAAACAGUACCCCAAUGCAAACGUAUUUUGUCCAUUUCAAACACAACGGUCGAGUCUAAAAGGAGGGAAACGCAUGCUCGCUUAUAGUUGGUGGCGACGUGCAGCGGUUCUGAUUUGCAUGGCUGGCUAUAAAAAGAGGAGCCGAAACAGUUGCGACAUUCUGAUUUUCAUGUGUGAAAUCUGCAACAAUGCCUGAACCAAAAGCCGCGCCAGCCCCCAAGAAGGGCUCGAAGAAAGCUGUCUCUAAGAGUCAGGCUAAGGGUGGGAAGAAGCGGAGAAAGUCCAGGAAGGAAAGCUACUCCAUUUACGUGUACAAAGUACUGAAGCAAGUUCACCCCGACACUGGUAUUUCUUCUAAAGCAAUGGGUAUUAUGAAUUCGUUUGUGAACGACAUCUUUGAGCGCAUCGCCGGUGAGGCUUCCCGUUUAGCGCACUACAACAAGCGCUCAACUAUUUCUUCAAGGGAAAUCCAGACUGCUGUGAGAUUGCUGCUGCCGGGUGAGCUUGCGAAGCACGCCGUGUCCGAGGGUACAAAGGCCGUCACCAAGUAUACCAGCUCUAAGUAAAUGGUGUAGUUGUGCCAGAAUCCAACGGCUCU
Erpetoichthys calabaricus (reedfish) is the source of this 630-nucleotide messenger RNA. Its product is annotated as histone H2B 5-like. The record is from RefSeq and is a predicted model, not a curated record. The transcript has a single exon. Bases 221 to 598 code for a protein of 125 amino acids. Lineage: Eukaryota; Metazoa; Chordata; Cladistia; Polypteriformes; Polypteridae. Gene Ontology annotation, molecular function: structural constituent of chromatin; DNA binding; protein heterodimerization activity. Gene Ontology annotation, cellular component: nucleosome.